Molecule: messenger RNA, 1188 nt
Organism: Fusarium proliferatum ET1
Lineage: Eukaryota; Fungi; Ascomycota; Sordariomycetes; Hypocreales; Nectriaceae
Exons: 1
Coding region: 1-1188 (395 amino acids)
Source: RefSeq, a predicted model, not a curated record
AUGGAACUGUGUAUCACGGCUCGCCACAAUGGGGAAAUUCAAGAUCGGCUCCGGGCACUGGAGUACGAAGUCCAUGCUCUCAAGUUAGGUAGCGGAUCUUUAGCUCGCAGGUUUGGCUUGAAUGAGAACCUUGAAUGCGAUGCGAAGUCAUUCUUAUCGGUGUCGGAGUCGCUGGAGGACGGAGAGGUUCUCGAAUACCCUUUCAUCGAUUAUUGGCCUGCGGCUCGCAAACAAGGUGAGAUUCAACGACGAACCAAGGCUUUGGAGAAUGGCAUUCGCGUCAUGAAGUGGAACCUUGGGCUCCGAGAGACGACGAACGGCCCAUGCUCUCCAGUCUUGGUCAAUAAAGUCAAUCCUGCCCCGGCUGAAGAUACUUACCGUUUGGCCCCUGAGUUGGAAUCAUUGCUAGAUGACCUUCAGAAAUGUGGGAUGAUUGAAAAUAACAAGCAGUUUUAUUACACCAGCACGGCUGCACUCCCGAAGCAGCAAAGGAAGAACGAAAUCAUGAUGGCUUACAAUUUCAGACGGCACGAAAAUCCCGCGAUAGCUGGACCUAUUCCUGACAUCAACCCCAAGUCUCGUGCUGGCAGAGUAAAAACUAAUCCACAUCCUAACCUUUCCAUCAAGCACUCCAUUCUCACAGAUUUUAUUCUUGACGCUGACCGUGGUAUCAGGAAUGUUGCCUGCAGUCUCUACCUCCGCCGCGAAUGCAAGCCGCAGUACAUCUACAGCUUCAACGAGCUUGAAGCUAAUAUGUUCUACGACUGGAGAUGGGUGCGUUCUCUUCAACCUGGAGAUACUCUUGCUGGGGACAUAGAGAUCCUUUGCAUACGUAACCAAAUGAUGUGCGAUAUGGUCGACAACAGGGAAGAGACUAUCUUUGAGGAUCGCGCUACACUUUGGCCCUCUGUAGUCUACGAACGUCUGAAGCCUGAUUUUCGCGAGAUUGAGAAAUCUGGUUUCCGCGUUUUGGCGUGGCGGUUAUGCAACGUAGAUGGGGUUGUGCCCUUGUGGUUGGAUCGUUAUGGCUUCUGGAUUUCUGGCGUCCCCGUCCACAGCGGCACUAGAGGUGCCUUAUUGCUUCUGAUCCAAAAGUUCUGGUACUCGAUUUGGGUUGAGGUUCGGUGGAUCGCCAAAGGCUUCAAACUUUUGUCGGGCUUGUUUCUGGAAGCCCCUUCUUUACCAUAG